Molecule: messenger RNA, 1697 nt
Organism: Cebus imitator (Panamanian white-faced capuchin)
Lineage: Eukaryota; Metazoa; Chordata; Mammalia; Primates; Cebidae
Gene: SLC25A41
Product: solute carrier family 25 member 41
Exons: 7
Coding region: 289-1398 (369 amino acids)
Biological process (GO): transmembrane transport
Molecular function (GO): ATP transmembrane transporter activity
Source: RefSeq, a predicted model, not a curated record
CCUCAGCCUCCCAAAGUGCUGGGAUUACAGGCGUGAGUCACCACAACCGGCCCACAAUUCAAUGUAUAACUAUCGCAUAUUCAUUGGUUUGGGGAUCAGGAGGUGGACAUUUGGGAGGAAAGGGGCUAUCCCGCUGCCCACCACACCCAGCGAGGUCACAGGGGCGUCUGUGACUUCAUCGUCCCCUAGGUCCCCCAGGCAACAACCCUGCCACUAGACAUUCCCGCAUGGUAGCUGGACCAGCAAACGCUUCUCAGGGAUUUGAAGCCCAGUGUCCUAACUUCCUCCAUGGGCUCUCCGCCUGGGGAACCUGAGAACCCUUCCUCAAGGAUCCAGACGCUGUUUAGGAAGGUCAAGACCUUACUCACCAAACCCCCUCCUCCGCCCCCACCUCCGCCUCCAGCCUGCUCCUGGAAGCCUGGCUGUACACACAUGUAUGGGUACGUGUUUGGGCAUAUGCAUGACAACAGUCUUGAACAUCUCCUGUCACAGCAGGUGCUGGGCACAGGAGAGCAGCUGAUGGUCCCUACGGAAGUCCUGGAAGUGGAUAACGAGGGGGCCCUGUGGAAGUUUCUGCUCUCAGGAGCUAUGGCCGGGGCGGUGUCUCGCACAGGCACAGCGCCUCUGGACAGAGCCAAGGUGUACAUGCAGGUCUACUCCAAGACCAACUUCGCCAACCUGCUGGGGGGGCUACAGAGCAUGGUCCGGGAGGGGGGCCUCCGCUCCCUGUGGCGGGGCAACGGCAUCAACGUGCUGAAGAUUGCUCCUGAGUACGCCAUCAAGUUCUCCGUAUUCGAACAGUGCAAAAACUACUUCUGUGGAAUACAAGGGUCUCCGCCCUUCCAGGAGCGUCUCCUGGCCGGCUCCUUGGCUGUGGCCAUCUCCCAGACCCUCAUCAACCCCAUGGAGGUUCUGAAGACGCGGCUGACCUUGCGCCGGACGGGCCAGUACAAGGGGCUGCUGGACUGUGCCAGGCAGAUCUUGGAGCAGGAGGGCACCCGCGCCCUUUACCGCGGCUACCUCCCUAAUAUGCUCGGCAUCAUCCCCUACGCCUGCACGGACCUGGCCGUCUAUGAGAUGCUCCGGUGCUUCUGGCUGAAGUCAGGCAGGGAUAUGGGGGACCCCAGCGGCCCGGUCAGUCUGUCAUCUGUGACGCUGUCCACGACCUGUGGCCAGAUGGCCAGCUACCCACUGACUCUGGUGCGCACCAGGAUGCAGGCCCAAGACACCGUGGAGGGCUCGAACCCCACCAUGCGCGCAGUCUUCCAGAGGAUCCUGGCCCAGCAGGGCUGGCUAGGGCUGUACCGAGGCAUGACCCCCACGCUACUGAAGGUGUUACCAGCAGGUGGCAUCAGCUAUGUGGUGUACGAAGCCAUGAAGAAAACCCUGGGCGUAUAGGCUGUGAGCUGGACGACAGCCUAGGCUGAAAUGGGAUAGGUGGACCUGAUGACCCCUGGCCCCAAAGAGCCCGCAAGGCCUCAAGACUCAGGCCCUGGAGCAGUUUUUGGUGGCAAAAGCAGGCUCGGGGUUGCCGGGGGAGCUGCUGGGUCAGAAGAUUCCUAAGGCUCCCUCCCCAGGAUGUAGCCUGAGACAAGAAACUUCGACUCCAGUCUGGGUCUUUGUGGGUCGACCUGGCUCCAGGGUGGAAUGGUGAACAUGGCAGACAACCAGGAAUAAAGAGAUGGUUUUGGCUGAAA